This is a messenger RNA of Selaginella moellendorffii, 2847 nucleotides long. RefSeq lists its product as uncharacterized. The transcript has a single exon. The coding region runs from base 31 to 2709 and encodes 892 amino acids. Gene Ontology annotation, molecular function: ubiquitin conjugating enzyme activity. The record is from RefSeq and is a predicted model, not a curated record. Lineage: Eukaryota; Viridiplantae; Streptophyta; Lycopodiopsida; Selaginellales; Selaginellaceae.
UCGCCGGCGAGGGCAAAGCUUUUUCCGGGCAUGGAGGUGGACUGGGGCGAGACGGGGGAUGGCUACUACAGUCAAGGAGAAGAGGAAGAAGAGGAAGACGAGGAAGACGAGGAAGAGGACGACAGUGGAGGAGAUGAAGUAGAAUUUGUAGCCCCUGGGCCUGGCUAUGGUGCUCCUCCUCCCCAUCCUCCUCCUCCGCAGGAUAACGUUGUGGUGAUCGAUGGCAGUGACGAUGAAUCGGGCAAGGAGGCCCGCUCCAAGCUUUGCGAGGUUUGCACGUAUCUCAAUUUCUCCAGGGCCGCCAAGUGUAGCAUGUGUCGAUCGGAGUUUGGGGCCUCGAGCGGCGCCGCCGGAUCGAAGCCAUGCCCAGUUUGCACUUUCGCCAACAAGAUGGGAGCGCUGGCGUGUUCUAUGUGCAAUGCCCGGUUUGAGCCGCGGAUCGAGCAGGAGAUUCGCAACAACGAGCCCAAGAACAGCGAAGAAGGAUCAUCGGGAUCGAGCGAGAGAGCUUGCCCGGCUUGCACUUUCAUCAAUGAGAUGCCCUCCAGCGCGUGUUCUAUGUGCCGAGCCCCGUUUGAUCCGAUCGAUUUGACGAUGAUCGAGGAGGACCCGGCUCCUCCAGCGGUCAAGCCCCCGGUCAACUGCGUGGUGUGCCGCGUUGACGGCGUUGACGGCUACUCCCUCCAAGGAUGUGGGCACGGUUUUUGCCGGGAUUGCGCGGUCGGGCUCGUCGGCGACCGUGUGGAGAGGCUCCAGUCCGGCUUUGCGGGAUUCGAGUGUCCGAUCUGCCAGCUCCCCCUGAGCCGACAGGAUCUAAGAGUUGUCGCCGGCAAGGAGGCCGUGGACUUUGUGGACCAGUGGCUGUGCUCGAGGAUGCGCGACGCCUCGGCGGCUUUCAACCCCGGUGAGAAUUCGGCGAAGCGGCUCAAGGUGGCGGCGGCGGCGGCGACCUUUUCGUGGGACGCGGAGAUGGAGACCAUCUUUGCGACGGUGGAGGAGCUCCGGGCAGUGUAUCACUCGAGCUUGAGCGUCAAGGUGGCGAGGAAGAACCACACGAAGAAGAGCUCGUCGAUCCGGCGAGCUUUCAAGGCGAAGAAGUCCGAGACGGCGAGCUCCAAGGAGGUUUGCGCAGUGGCCGUGGAUAAGAAUGUCGAGGCCUCGGACAAGGCAGUGGUCGAGGUGUUGAGGAAGCUCUCGGACGGGAUCAAGCUGGCGUGCCUGGAGAAUGGCGGCCGGGUCUCGCUGCCAGCAGCCGCGCUGCUGUGCUGCCGUGACUCUAUCGCCCGCGAGGUUCUCAGCUGGCUGCUCCGCAACGAUUCAGCGCUGGACAUCGUCUCCCGCUCGGAGCUCCACUUCGAGCUCUUUGCUCUGCUGCGGACUGUUGCCGGCCUUCCGGAGCUCCUCCCGCUGGUUUGCGGCAGCGCGUCGGAUCCGAGCCACGAUUGCUGGAGCGGCAGCGAGGGACUGUUCCAUCCGGCGUCGCUCAUGGCCAGCUUCGCGAAGCUCCACACGCAGGCCUCGUUCUUCCUGAGCACGCCGAUGCUUGGCGGGGUGGACGACGACGAGAACUCCGCGGUGGAGGCGGCGCUGUUUGGCGAGGCAAAGGACACGUUUGAGCGGCUGGAGCGGCGGAUCAGUGCGUGGAGGCAGCGCCUCGCGUGGCAUGCAGCGUGGAUGGAAGACUCGGACCAAGUUUUCAAGCUCCGCCACCCUGGCGCUCUUCCGUCAGGGUCGCCCUCCUCCGGCGCUAGCAGCAUCACGAUCGAGAAGGAGAGCUCUCCACCGCCGCGACACGACGACAAAGGCAAGCAAGUGAUCGCCAUGGACGAACCACUCAGCGAGGAGCUCGACUACGUGACGGCGCUCAAGCCACUCCAGUUCGGCCACGCUGCGCUCCUCCAGAAUCACUACUUCCGGAGCUCGAUCCACUGGGACGCGGACUUGGGCAACGGCAGCCGGUCCCGGCGCAUCGCCAAGGAGCUGGCUGGCCUCGCCACGCAGCUCCCGCUCGAGUUCCACUCCUCGAUCCACGUCCGGGUGGACGAGUUCCGGAUGGACCUCCUCCGCGCGCUCAUCAUCGGCCCCCACGACACGCCAUACGAGAAUGGGAUCUUCCUCUUCGACAUCUUCGUGGGCGAUGGCUACCCGAGCUCCCCUCCGUCGGUCCAGUUCCUCACCACCGCCGGCGGCAAGGUGCGAUUCAAUCCAAACUUGUACCACUGUGGCAAGGUGUGCUUGAGCUUGCUGGGGACUUGGACCGGACCAUCGUGGCAGCCGGGAUCCUCGACGCUGCUCCAGCUGCUCGUGUCGCUCCAAAGCCUGGUGUUCGUGAGCGAGCCUUACUACAACGAACCCGGGUGGGAGAAGAGCAGGCCCAAGGAUGGUAGCCGCCACUACGCGUCCGAGAAUUACAACUACGAGCAGUGCUUCAACACGAUGAUGCAUUCCAUGGCGCCGGCGCUGCGCAGUCCGGACGAGGUGUUCAAGGAUUUGAUCGCGGCGCACUUUCGGUUCAAGAGGAGGAGGAUCGAGGAGCAGUGUGACAAAUGGAGCGCGAUGGGGUGGCAGCAAGUGCAGUACCCGAGAGGAGGGCGAUUCUUGAAGAGCGAGGACAAUAUCCAGUGGACGACUACGACUAUAAACAAUGGCAAGGUGAUGGCGGACGCUGCGAAUGAGGUAAGAAUGGAGCUUGCCAAGUUUCUUGGGUGAAAGAGAGUUCGUUUUAUUUUACUCUUCCUUUACAUUGUUAACCAACUUCAUCAAGUUAAAGCCCGCGCACCUCGCAUUAUAAAUGUUCCAUACAUUCCAAACAAACAACUAAUUCAAGCUGUGCUUAGUAGAUCGAAA